GGCUGCGGAAGAAGCUGUCAUUUGGCCAAUUUCCCGUCCAAGCGGUAGUGUCCCAUCAAAACCGACACCAAUUCAGCGACAAAUGUAACCGUCUCACAGAAAGCCAACAAUGGGAUUUACAUGGAGACGCUUUCUCGGCGUUAAACCGUCGAAAGCGCUCAUGUUGUUGCCUUUUCUGUUGACAUUUCUGCUCGUCGGGAGCCAAGGCGAAAGCAAUGCGAUGGACAACGUCGCAACUGAGAGGCUGGCUGAGGAGAGCCACCGACAGGACAGUGCCAAUCUACUCAUAUUCAUAAUGCUCCUAACACUCACCAUUUUAACCAUAUGGCUGUUCAAACACCGGCGGUUUAGGUUCCUGCACGAGACAGGACUUGCCAUGAUUUAUGGCCUGUUGGUGGGUGUGAUCCUGCGGUUCGGCGUCCAUGUGCCCCAGAGCAUGAGUGACGUGACCCUCAGCUGUGCCGUCAACGCCAGCCCCGCCACUCUGCUGGUCAACGUCAGUGGGCGAUUCUACGAGUACACUCUGAAGGGGGAAGUCAGCCGGGGAAAAGGUCACCAAGUGCAGGACGAUGAGAUGCUGAGAAAGGUGACCUUUGACCCAGAAGUGUUCUUCAACAUUUUACUGCCUCCCAUCAUCUUCCACGCAGGCUACAGUCUGAAAAGGAGACAUUUCUUCAGAAACAUAGGCUCCAUCCUGGCCUAUGCCUUCAUGGGAACAGUUAUCUCCUGCUUUAUUAUUGGGCUGAUCAUGUAUGGCUUUGUGUCCUUCAUGAAAGCCGUUGGCCAGCUUGGGGGAGAUUUUUACUUUACUGACUGCCUCUUCUUUGGGGCCAUCGUUUCAGCAACAGACCCAGUGACGGUGCUGGCUAUCUUCAAUGAGCUAAAAGUAGAUGUGGACCUGUAUGCUUUACUCUUUGGGGAAAGUGUCCUCAAUGACGCCGUGGCCAUCGUCCUCUCUUCCUCCAUCGUGGCGUACCAGCCCGUCGGAGACAACAGCCACAGCUUUGAGGCCAUGGCGAUGUUGAAAUCCUUCGGCGUCUUCUUGGGCGUUUUCAGUGGAUCCUUUGCUCUUGGGGUGGCCACUGGAGUCAUGACUGCUCUCGUGACCAAGUUUACUAAGCUGAGGGACUUCCCCUUGCUGGAGACUGCUCUCUUCUUCCUCAUGUCUUGGAGCACCUUCCUGUUGGCUGAGGCCUGCGGGUUCACAGGUGUCGUGGCUGUGCUGUUCUGUGGGAUCACUCAGGCUCACUACACCUUUAACAAUCUCUCCCCUGACUCUCAGGACAGGACCAAACAGUUGUUUGAGCUUCUGAACUUCCUGGCAGAGAACUUCAUCUUCUCCUACAUGGGUCUGACUCUCUUCUCCUUCCAGUCACACGUCUUCAACCCUUUGUUCAUCAUCGGAGCCUUUCUGGCUGUGUUUCUGGGCAGGGCGGCAAACAUCUACCCUUUGUCCUUCCUGCUCAACCUGGGCCGCAGGAACAAGAUUGGGUCCAACUUUCAGCACGUCAUGAUGUUUGCAGGUCUGCGUGGGGCGAUGACCUUUGCUCUCUCUAUCCGUGACACUGCAACGUACGCCCGUCAGAUGAUGUUUUCAACCACCCUCCUAAUUGUCUUCUUCACUGUGUGGGUCUGUGGAGGGGGCACCAUGCCCAUGCUGUCCUUCAUGAGCAUACCGGUGGGCGUGGACUCUGAUCAAGACAACUCUAAUUCAGCAGUGUUGGAUGGGUCACAGCGGAGGAACACCAAACAUGAGAGCGCCUGGCCCUUCAGGAUCUGGUAUAACUUUGACCACAACUACCUGAAGCCCCUCCUGACCCACAGCGGCCCUCCUCUCACUGCUACUCUGCCUGCUUGUUGUGGCCCGCUGGCACGAUGCCUCACCAGCCCACAGGCCUAUGAGAACGAAGGCCAGCUCCACGACGAUGACUCUGACUUCAUCCUGAACGAUGCCAGCGUGAGCUCCAUGUACGCCGACGUCACGGUCAGCACGGAUGCAUCCGGAUCCCACACCAUCAACCGCAAGCGCACCUCCAGCACCGGGGGCGGCCCGUCUGAUGAAGGUCUGGAUCACGAGCUCGCCUUGGCUGAACACGAAGUGGCGAUCAGGGGCACCCGCCUGGUCCUGCCCAUGGAUGAUCCAGUGGAGCCCCCAACGACUGUCACCCUGCCUCCGCCACCCUCCCCACCACGCUCCGAACCUCGCAGGCACAGACUGUAAGAAGGCGUACACUGUCAGGAUGCAGUUUGUUGUUUUCAUCUUAAAAAAAAAAAAAAAAAAUCAUAAAUCAUCUAAUUUGAUUUCACAGGAAAAUAAUCAUCUGUUAGUUGAUUUGUUUGGAUUUUUUGAUCGAGAAACAAACUGCGUGACAAACUAAAAGUCACCAUGUUGAUGGGACCACCUCUCUAUCUAACGUGGUUUUAAAAUAGGCUCAGCUUUGUGACAAACUUGAGGCGCGCUUGAUUUAACUCACCAUUUAGGGUGGAUUACUGUAAUCUUGAAUGUGAAUGCACUACAUGUAAGAAGUCCAAACGGUAACUUAAAAUCAUUUGAGAUGCACAUAUAGUCACCAUUUUGGGAAGCUAAAAAAAUGGGGCUGUAGUAUUUGCUCCUAAGUUUGUACUACUGUGGUGUCAGUGCUGUUAUCUAUGCUCUAUAAAGGCCGCAACUCCCUUUGGCUUCAUGGGGCCAUCCCCAAACGGUUCAUAUGCAGUUUACCUUUCUGUGGUGAAGUUGCUCCUGACAACAGGACCUGUACUUGUCUAGCUUCCUUCAAGUAUCUGUAAGAUGACCUACUGUGUCUAACAUUAAGGGCAGUUGACUUUGCUCUGGUGUAACAUUCAGUGGUGUUGAAGAGCAUUUACACUACAGCUCCAUCACUAAUCUUACUUAUCUAUCAGGCUGGUGAGUGUCCCGUAUGUUUGCCUCUCUCUUAUUGGUGGAGAAACUUUGAAGAAGAGGAAUUAGGGAUUGUGAUUGGCCAAGGUAGGAGCAACUAGACAAUGACGUUGACGUCUGUGAUGGAAGUAUUAGGAGUAAUGAAAUUUAAAAGAAGCUUCCACGACAGUUUCCAGUUUUAUCACUGCCUGCCUCUUUCUCUUCUCGAUCAGACUUUUGACUUAUUCAUUUAUUUAUUUAACUAAAAAAGAUUUAUUUAUAUAAUGACUUGUUUAUUUAUUAUUUAUUUAUUGUUUUGUGGAGUGACAUUAACGAUUAUCUUGCCCUGUUCAAAACGAGGGCUGCUCGGUGGCGAAAGGUCGUUUUGCACCUUUUUCUCCACAGAGCGCUACGACUACACAAGGUACAUCGUAUGGUAGGGAAGCCACGAUGAAGUUCUUUACAACGUGUGCAUGUUAAAAUAUCUCCUUCCUGUACUGUAGCACUUCCUUCUACUUUAUACUUGGAAACUAGAGCUUCCCUGUGUGUGUAUUUUACAAGUGUGUGUUUGUGUGUGGUUGAUGUCAGAAUGAAAUUGUCCAAAUCUACUGACGUGGUUAUUAGGGCUAAUGUCUGUCUCUGGGUUUUCUGUCGUCAUUUGGUUAAAAACAAAGUAACUGCCGUGUCAUACAGCGAAGAUGACUCUGAGGGCUGGCUGAACUGUUUUGAAUUAAAGUGCCUAUUCAGACAUUCAAUUACUUAAUGUAGAUUUGUACAUAUUUUGAUUUGCUAAUGUGCAGUAAGAUUAUCUUUCUUGUUUUUUAUAUGACACUAAACCCCUCUGACUGAAGAUUAAUAUUGUAUUCCCAGUGUAAUUAGGCAUUAGGUGACCGCCUGUCUAUGGUGGAGAUCACAAAAGAGUCUAAACUUAAUCACUACUUUUAUUAAUAGGAAAUAAUUAUCACUAAUAUUUUACUGGAUAGAAAAUGUGUACUUUAUCAAAAAGUAUAUGUGGCAUUUUAAAAUGACUGAAUGCAACAAGAACCUUACAAACUGUUUCUCAGUGAGGUCAACUACAGGCCAACUAUAACAGGAGGAUACCAACGACAUUUUACUGAUGCAAUGUUAGUGUUUUUGUUCCUUGUUUGGCAACCAAGAUCGCAUUUUCUGUUCCCACUUUGACAGAUGUUUUGCACUGAGGCAUCUCCUUAGUUGACCCUUGGUUGUUCCGUUUUCUGGUAGCCGAUUUUUGUGACUGAGGUAGAAAUUAAUUUCUGGUUUUGAACGUGCACAGGUUUGUUUUAACCGUGUCGAGCUGCACGAGUUGUCUUUUUGAUCUUCAAGCGUUUUUCUUAAUAUGAGAUUUGAGUGUGUGUAAUCAUCCAGAGAAAUGGACAACUGAGUUUACAUUGUUUUUCUUUCAUGAAGGUACCCUUUGAUUUUCAUUGCUUGUUUAAAUGUAACUGAACCAAUAAAUAAACAUACUUUGUUAAUAUGGGAA
Molecule: messenger RNA, 4379 nt
Organism: Epinephelus moara (kelp grouper)
Lineage: Eukaryota; Metazoa; Chordata; Actinopteri; Perciformes; Serranidae
Product: sodium/hydrogen exchanger 6-like
Exons: 16
Coding region: 110-2221 (703 amino acids)
Biological process (GO): proton transmembrane transport; regulation of pH; sodium ion transport
Cellular component (GO): recycling endosome; membrane
Molecular function (GO): sodium:proton antiporter activity
Source: RefSeq, a predicted model, not a curated record